Suillus fuscotomentosus is the source of this 1269-nucleotide messenger RNA. RefSeq names its product DHH phosphoesterase. The transcript is spliced from 2 exons. Gene Ontology annotation, cellular component: cytoplasm. Lineage: Eukaryota; Fungi; Basidiomycota; Agaricomycetes; Boletales; Suillaceae. Gene Ontology annotation, molecular function: exopolyphosphatase activity. The record is from RefSeq and is a predicted model, not a curated record. Bases 1 to 1269 code for a protein of 422 amino acids.
AUGUCUACGUUCAACUUGUCAACAUACCUGAAGUCCCGGAAAGCGGAAUUUCUAGCUGAUAAUGGGGAAGGAUGGACAGUAGUAAUGGGAAAUGAAGCGGGUGACCUCGAUUCUCUCGCUAGUGCACUCGGAUAUGCCUGGUUGCGCUCCAACAAGAGCGGAAAAGCGAUCGCAUAUAUAACUACACCUAGGGAGGAUUUUGGCCUUAGAGCAGAGAAUUUGCACGCCCUUGGUCUCGCUGGCAUCGACCACCCUUUUGAAGAACUUUAUUGCUCUGGUGAUCCCAUUCCAUCACAAGUGUCCCAGUUUGCACUUGUGGAUCAUAAUGUCCUUGACACCAGAUACGCAUAUCCGACAGCCAGGGUUGUUGCAGUGAUAGAUCAUCACGAAGAUGAAGGACAAUACAUGGAUACUAGUACGACUGAUCCCAGGAUAGUCGAACCGGCUGGAAGUUGCUCGUCUCUUGUUACAAGAUUGUAUCAAUCGUCUUCCAACCUUUCCAUACUCCCAGAAAUAUCCACACUCUUGCUAAGUGCUAUUUUAAUUGAUACUCACGGCCUGAAAGAGGGAGGAAAAGCUCUGGAUGUUGACAAGGAGGCAGCUGCGUUUUUAAUUCCCAAUUCCCUUCUGGCACACAAGGAAGAAAUAUCCGCAUCAUCAGAUAUCCAAACAAUCAUCCACCUCCCUUCCGUCCAGUCUCUGUCCACAACGUUAAGAGAGGAGAAACUCUCUGUAUCCCAUCUCAGCACGCGGGACUUACUGCGGAGGGACUACAAAGAGUACUCAUUCAGCAGGCCCGCAUCUGAGGAUGCGACGCAAUCUUUCAAUACGAUGAGAGUGGGUCUUGCCACUGUUCCGCGUCGCCUCUCCGCAUUCUUUACAUCGUCAAGUUAUCCUAUAAAAGAAAUUCAAGAUUGGUUCGACGAAAGAGACCUUAGCGUUCUCGGCAUCCUCACUACUUUUCGGAGCACGAAAGGCAAGGGGCGGGAGCAACUUUGGAUAGUCAAAGCAGAUGAAGGCAUCGCAGAGAAACUUUUGCAAGGUCUCGAAUCAAGCGAAGAGCUUAAACUGAGAAGGCUUGAUUUCCCAAAGUUCGUGGGCAACGCCAACACGGCUGAUGAAUCUGAGGACGAUGAUGUUGAAGAAGUAACGGCCGAUGAAGCGCGAUUCGGGGAUUCAUUUGUUGCGAGGGCGUACGAGCAGGGUAACGCGAAGGCGACAAGGAAGCAGACUGCCCCCAUUCUCCGGAGACUUAUGGAAGGGCUAUGA